GCAAGAAGUUGCCUCGCACAUUGAUACACACCAGAAGCACACAGCAUCGAUCGACCAUGCUGCGCGAGAACACCAUGGCCUCCCUUGUCUUCCUCGUGGCGCUGCUGCUCUCAUGCAGCUCCAUGAGCAGCGCAGCACGGUACCUGGAGGAGGCCGUGCCCAAGAAGGAGUAUCCACCACAUCCGAUCGUCCCGGAGCUGCCAAAGCCCGAGCUCCCGCCGCACCCUGUCGUGCCCGAGCUGCCGAAGCCUGAACCACCUCACCCUCUCAUGCCCGAAGUGCCACACCCCGUGGUGCCGGAGUCGCCAAAGGAGCCUGAAGUGCCACACCCCGUGGUGCCGGAGAUGCCAAAGCAUGAGCUGCCGCCACACCCUGCUAUGCCCGAGCUCCCGAAGCCCGAACUACCGCAUCCGGCUAUGCCCGAGGUGCCAAAGGAACCCGAAGUGCCACACCCCGUCGUACCGGAGGUGCCAAAGGAACAUGAACUGCCGCACCCCGUCGUGCCGGAGGUGCCAAAGGAACCAGAAGUGCCACACCCCGUCGUGCCAGAGGUGACAAAGGAACCUAAAGUGCCACACCCUGUCGUGCCGGAGGUACCAAAGGAGCACGAGUUGCCGCACCCUGCCAUGCCAGAGUUGCCGAAGCCUGAAAUGCCACACCAUGCCGUGCCAGAGGUGCCAAAGGAGCCCCAUGUGUUGCACCCUGAGGUGCCGAAAGAGCCCGAGUUACCGCACCCUGCUGUGCCAGAGGUCCCGAAGCACGAAAUGCCACCGUUCCCCAAAGCCGAGCUGCCCCCAAAGCCUGAAUUCCACUUUCCGGAACCUGAGGCCAAGCCAUGAUCGGACGAGCUACAUCCGCAUAGUGGCCAUUAUCUAAGUAUUAAACUAUAUACUAUACAUGUGUGCGCGCGACGCGUGUGUUACUGUGUGUGUGAUUGUUAGAGUAUGUACUAUACAUGUGUGUGUUGUACAUGUUCUGCGCUUCAGUUCCUGACGACAGCGUUAUGUCUGAGUGGUGUUCCAUGGUGGAGCUGCUCAACCUAUUGCAUACUUCCCUUUACGUGUGUAUGCAUGAUGUAUAUGAUAUGUACAUGAAUAAAUAUGUUUUCGUGUUUGGAGUUUUUA
Molecule: messenger RNA, 1124 nt
Organism: Aegilops tauschii subsp. strangulata
Lineage: Eukaryota; Viridiplantae; Streptophyta; Magnoliopsida; Poales; Poaceae
Source: RefSeq, a predicted model, not a curated record